AAAAAGCGCUGGCGCUGUAACUUAUGCAAGCUUCAACGGGACUACCUGUGCGUGACGGGCCGUUGGUAUUACCAAGAUGACGACGCCCGCGGGGCUGAGCCACAUUUCCGUAACAUGUCCAUGCCGAGUAUGGAGGGGCAGAGCCCCGGGAGCACCCCACCCAGGAGACGGGUGGUGCGAAGCGCACAGUCGGAUCUGGAGGAGAGAUUCGUCCACCGUAAUAUCGAAGCCAUCAAGCGCAACUCCUGGGACUCCGGUAAACACUACAAGUCCGACACCGAGGCCUCCUCGUCCACCUGCCUCCGCCAGUCCUUCACCCGGGAGUCCCUAAACGGCAAGAAGUCCGUGACGCGGCGACGCCGUCGAUCCUCGCAGCUCCGCCAGAUCUCCUGCGACUCGCCAGGGGAGAACCUGACGCAGGAGUCGGACGAAGGGGAGUGGAUGAAUCGCGCCCUCGCGCGGCGGGCCUCGCACAGGCGACCUCUGAGACGUCGGAGGUAUGGGGUGACUGAGGCCGGUGAUAAGAGUCCGGAAGGCUCCCAGAGUGCUAAAGCCAGUGGACAGCAAGCCAGCGGCAGCGAAGACGAGCGGCCAGUCUCGGUAGCAGACGCCGAGCGCUCGCCGUCAAACCGACGCCGUAGCCGGCCAUCCAUUCACGGUAGACGGUCUCCCUCGGGCGCCGUGUCGCCCAAGGAGCCUCCCACCGAAGGACAGCAAGUUGCCAGCACCGCACACGAGAGAGCCAAGGAGGCCAGAGGGAAGUACAAACGGACCGGGAGUGUCAAGGCGGACUUCCUGGGCAAGUUUGGCCAGCGGGCCAUGGAGAGGUUCCGGCGCCGGUCACGCUCGGAGAGUGAGCUUAACAUUCCAGAACAGCCAACGCAAGAAACGACAAUAUACGUACGCGAUGACUCGGAGGAGGUGACCAUUCAGCGAGAUCCGCAAGACACUUCGUGUAAAACCCGAGGUUAUGGGCUCGAGGUUGUAGGAGGCAGGCAAGAUUCAGACGGCUGGCUGCGUGCGUUCGUCACUAGGGUGAUCGUCGAUGGACCAGCAGACAAAGUUGACGUUCAUAAAGGCGAUGAAAUACUGGAAUGGAACAGCCAGUCACUUGAGAAUAAGACAUUUGAGCAGGUCCAGCAGGUUUUGGAUCAGCAUUGCGGUGACGAACUGAAGCUGAGAAUAGUGCGCUAUCAGGCGCACAGAGGCACUGAUACUCUCACGGCCAAACGCGGUAGCUCCGUUUCUAUCGAGUCAGAGGUAUACCACAGACGGAAAAAGAUAUCCGUAGGUAUGCAGAACAGUAUCAACUCGGAGCAAUACCGAGAAAUGUUCACACCGGCCGCCGAAGAUACGAACCUGUUGUCGGCAAGCCAGAGGGCCGGCAGCCGGCGAAAACUGCCCGUACCACCGCAAUCCUCGAUGACGACCACAUCGUCCAACGUGCGCACGACCGCUCCAAGAGUGGAGCUCACCCCCGCUGAAAACCAGAACCUGGGCGAGCUGUGCAUGCAGCUGACACUACGGGAAGAGACCAAGGAGCUGGUGGUGGUACUGAUGGAGGCGAAGGGACUCAAAGUGAGGGAGGGAGAUCCAUUGGGGCAACCGCCAAGCCCGUACAUCAAUAUCUACCAGCUGCCUUACAGAAGGGAAAGUCUCCGGUAUCGAUCACCGACCAUACCGGCAACCGCCACGCCCAUAUGGAACAAGACCUUCGUAUUCCCCAACAUCUCCCAAUCAGAGCAGAUAGCUGGUCUGUCACUGGAAUUCACCGUCUGGGAUGAGCGACCUGACUGCAUGAAUCUGUUCCUUGGAGAGGUUUUGAUCGAUCUCCAAGACGAGCCCCUGACCGGCAAACCCGCCUGGUACCCCCUUGCCGACCACGACGAGAACAUCGGUGACCUGCCUUGCACGGCCCCGCCUGGCGUGGUGCUGGCACGGCUCCAGCAGCAGCACAACCAGGCCAUGGGUAUCGGCUUGAUGGAUGCACCGCACCUGCUGACCCCCUACCUGACAGCAGGUGGAAUGAGCCAUAAGGAGCUGGCUCGCUGCCCAAGCGACUCGGUAAAGGAAUAUGGGCGUGGUCGCGAGGGUCUGAUGCCUUUAUCUCUUGAGGCAGCCUCACAGCUACACAUUGAGGAUCGCUUCGACCGUCUCCCGCUUUCCAGACACCGAUCCUGCCCGACCGCUGGGAGUAAUGCUUACAAUAAAAUGACGGACUUGCCACAGAUCAUAGUUGCUGGACCAUCAGAAGACACCUGGCCAGACAUGUUCAACGAGAGACGCAAGCGUAGCUCAUCCAGCUUUGGUAGUAGUAUCGCUGGUAGCAGCAUAGCGGGUAGUGAUUGGGAAAGCUGUACCAGCUACAGCAGCGGCAGUCGCAACAGCAUGGACUCAGACUACCACUUCAGGCUGUCAACGUGUUCCAUGCCGAGACCGGCACCAGACGGUGAAGACGGGAUGAUCACCGAGCCGGGUCCGGGACAAGUCCUCCUGGAGAACUUCAAUGGGCGACCUUGUGGAUUCAUCAAACUGGCCAUGGCCGUCAGCAAGGGAUCACUGGAAGUAGAGAUCAUAUGCGCUACAGGCUUGCUGUUCCACGGAGAACCGGAAUCAUUAGAUACCUACGUCAAGACGUACCUGCUAGAGGGCGACAGACAGCUGGUUAAACGGAAGACCAAAGUGUUACACGCUACGUGUGAACCACACUACGCCCAGACCCUCAAAUACUCUGCCUGUGAUAUCACUGGGAGGCGAUUACAGGUGAUGCUGUGGCGUAAGACGAAGAUACGAGAGAGCAACCAGUGUCUCGGAGAAGCUCGCAUCACCUUGGACAUCUUAGAGGAGACAACCCACUCCACUGCGUGGUAUACCCUCUUCCCAUCUGGUGCCUACGAGAGCCUCAAGUCAUCACAGAGUUUGGAGCUCCUGAAAUUCUGAGAUUAAAGCCGAAUUGGCGUUACAACUCAGCAAGAACCAGCUCACCUGAAAAGCGAGUGUCAUCCCCUUUCAGUUUGAUGACACCCUCUGUCACCUUUCAGAUGUCGAUUGGAAACUUUGAAAAGCUUCACAAAGCAAGAUAACUGGCAAACAAAUCAAGUAACGUUGACUAUGUUGUCCCUUGAUCUCCGUGAUGCUGUGCUUGUAUCUGCACUUUAUCGUCGACAAGCUUCUGACACGCCUGGGUUUAAGACUUCAAAGGAAUUACAGGCAACACAAACUGUUGAUAUGUGACCAUGCAGCCAGUGGUCCUGAGACAAACGGAUUAUACUCGCGUAAUACACCUGAUAUUUUUUUUUUCGACUUGCCGUUACAAUCCCACCAGAGCCAACAAAGUAUUAAACAUUCCUUCAGGUAUUUUGUGGAAACUUUGAUCACACUCUGCUGUAAAGCAACAUCAGAAGGUCAAAUUCGGGGUCAUUUAUGGGAAUUAUCAGCAUGAACGGACAUUUUUCGACACAGGAACGGCAUGUGGUACACAAUAUACAAACGGCUGGAGCUAGAGACUGACCAAAUGUGAAACUUGAACGAACUACCGAGAAGACUCAUCACAGUUAAUGAACUCGGAAUAGUCUUUCAGGGAAGUUACAAAAUCAAGUCGGGAAAAAGACAUUUGGGGGACAAAAAACAUAGAAGAGGAAUUACAAUUCUACAGGAAUGGGUGGCUUAGAAACUUUAUAAAGAAAAAUCGUUACGAACAAAUGUUUAAUUAAAAUGUUUUAAAUGAAACCUUUAUUUUUAUCUUACAAAAUAUUUUGUUCUCUAUAAUGUCUUGAUAUUUGUAUUGCUUAUUUUUGGAUGUGUUGAGUGUUUUGGAUAUUUUUUUCUUUCAAUUAGUGAAGAUGGUCAUCUGUUUGCAGUAAUUUGACGCUUGGUGCUAACUUCAACGAACACGUUUGGUGCUGAUGUAGAAAGCAUGUUAUCAUUCGGUAGAGAUAGUCCUUUGAACUCUUUAUUAAGAUGAGUUGCCUUGUAUAUAGUGACGUAAUAAUACAGCUUAUGUGUGUUUCUACUGAAUGGCUGACAAAAUCAGUAUAAAAACAAGUAUUUCUGUUGUAAGCUUUUGAGAAUGCCUUGUAUAUUUUUUUGAGCUUUCAAUUAAAGAUUUUCAAUGUUUCAUUGCAUAAUGCAUUCACUCGAUUUAGAACUUGCCAGCGAAUCCUUCAUUUUAAGAUCAUAUAAAAAAUUUCAUAUUUACACAAAUAUUAGCCCCAACAGGUUGAAUGUGAUAGAUACUUUCUGUGAGAGCUUGUUUAUAUUGUUUAUACAUUUUGUAUGAACUAAUUAAUACUUACAUCUUGUACAAGCGUAUAAUGAACAAAUUUGUACAUUUAUGACAUUAAUGCCCCGGUAUGUAUAUUUUUGUGUUGAAAGUUGUACAUAAUUGUGCCUUCUAAAGAAACGAGUAAGCUUUUGCUGCCCUUUAUAAACCAAAAAAAUAAGAAUUGUCGUCAAUUUUAUAUAAGGAUUGUCGUAAGUAUCUCCUUAAUUCAUAAAGUACCACAAAAUAGUAUUUUUGAAGAUAAUAUUUCCAGCUGUGCCUACACUCGCAAAUCUGAGCUUAGAAACUGUCGUAGUACACAAACUAAGAUUGUUUUUCAAAUGUCCCUUUUUGUUGAGUUAUACAAAGUUGUACAAACUUCGGAGGAUUUAAUUCGGCCGGGUUUUGCCGGUCCAUCUGCUUUGCUUUGCUUCACUUUCUUGCGCAUUAAACUCGCUACACCCUCUCGAAAUAUACUCCUGACAUUUCCAUUUUCACUCGUUCUUUCCAAUAAACGUAAAAGCCAUAUACCAUUCACGGAAAUAAUACGUGGCUAUGGAGAGUGUGGCCUAGUGGUUAGGGUUCGACACUCAUGAGAAGAGGG
Patiria miniata (bat star) is the source of this 4865-nucleotide messenger RNA. Its product is annotated as regulating synaptic membrane exocytosis protein 1-like. Bases 115 to 2940 code for a protein of 941 amino acids. NCBI's taxonomy places the organism in Eukaryota, Metazoa, Echinodermata, Asteroidea, Valvatida, Asterinidae. The transcript has 18 exons. Gene Ontology annotation, molecular function: small GTPase binding; transmembrane transporter binding. Gene Ontology annotation, cellular component: cytoskeleton of presynaptic active zone; presynaptic membrane. Gene Ontology annotation, biological process: regulation of membrane potential; regulation of synaptic plasticity; calcium ion-regulated exocytosis of neurotransmitter. The record is from RefSeq and is a predicted model, not a curated record.